AUUCUAAUUUUUUUUUUCCUUGUUUUUUCCUAUCCUUUUCACGAUUAAAUAUAAGAUGAACCUUAUAUACUGACAUAUAUAAUCGCAACUCUUUUAGUAUAUAUACGCAUAUUCAAUAUAAGCUAUAAUUGAGCACGAUAAAGAAUAUAGUUUUAGAAAAAGAAGAAAAAAAUGAAGGUUGAAGUAACCUCAAAAGAUAUUAUCAAACCUUCUUCUCCAACCCCUGACCACCUGCGCCUCUAUCAACUCUCAUUCCUUGACCAAAUAUCACCCAGAGCUUACAGUCCUUUCAUCUAUUACUACUCACUAAACGACAUCAAUAAUGACUCCAACGACAACAAUUAUAUCAUCUCUAACAUAUCCGAAAAGCUCAAGAAAUCUUUGUCCAAAACCCUAACUCUUUACUACCCACUUGCAGGAAGAUUCACCAAAGACUUCUGCGUCGACUGCCACGACGAGGGAGCACUCGUCUUCGAAGCUCGAGUACUAAAGACGCAACUCUCGGACGUUCUUAACAACCCUAUUCCUGUUGAACUCAAUGAUCUUCUUCCAUUUCCCCUAGACGAAUGCGCAGAGCUACCUUUUGGUGUCCAACUCAACAUCUUUCCUUGUGGCGGAAUCGCCAUUGGCGUCUGCAUUUCGCAUAGAAUCGCAGACGCUUUAUCUUGCUUAGAGUUUACAAAAAGCUGGAUGGCCAUUUCUCGUGGUGAAGAGAAUAAGGUAAUAAAACCUACGUUCAUCUCUUCAUCACUUUUCCCACCUAAGAAUAUUGGUAAUUACGAUCCAACUUUUGCUCUACCAAAGAAGAACACAAACUUAGCAAAGUUUUUCGCGUUCGAUGCUCUUAAGGUGGAGGCACUCAGAGCCAAAUACGAGGAAAAAUCAAAGUGUCCGCCGCGACGGAUUACUCGUAUCGAGGCCUUAUCUGCUUUCUUAUAUAGCCGUUAUGUGGCGGUUACAGGCAUAGAUGUUAAAAGCGAAUUAUUAACUAUCUAUCACCCUGUGAAUAUUCGUUCCAAGUUUGAUAAGCCAUUGCCCGAAAACUCAUUCGGCAACUACUAUUUUGCUAAUGUUACAUCACUUUCGUCCAUCAAUUACAAUACUAAGGAAGAUAAUAAUAAUGAGAAGGGUUACGAGGUGGCGAGGCUGAUAGGUGAUGAGUUAAGAAAGAUUGAUAAAAAGUUAGUAAAUGAUCUUCAAAGAGUUGAGAAAUCAGAUGAGUACUUUGAAUCUCUUAUGAUGGCUAUUGAGAGAUCCCUUAAAGGAGAAGGGGUUGCUCUUGCCUUUAGUAGUUUGUGUAGGUUUCCUCUUUAUGAUGCUGACUUUGGAUAUGGUGAGCCUAUUUGGGUAAGUUCGGCUGAUAGGUGUUAUGGUAAUAUAUUUGGAUUUUUAGAUAACAAAAAAUGUGACAAAAUAGAGGCCUAUGCUUGCUUUAGUCCACAUGAAAUGGCCAAAUUGGAAGUUGAUAAAGAGUUCCUCUCUCUUUUGUCAACUUAGAAUAUGAUUAUCAUGUCAUGUGUACUUUAAUUAACUAUGUAUGAGAAUUGUUUGUUUUAAACCCUUUGUGUCAUUAUUUUUAUAA
This is a messenger RNA of Cannabis sativa, 1582 nucleotides long. Its product is annotated as stemmadenine O-acetyltransferase. Bases 172 to 1497 code for a protein of 441 amino acids. NCBI's taxonomy places the organism in Eukaryota, Viridiplantae, Streptophyta, Magnoliopsida, Rosales, Cannabaceae. The transcript has a single exon. The record is from RefSeq and is a predicted model, not a curated record.